AUGUCCUUGGUUUUAGCUAUAUCAUAUAUUGUUGGGAUGUUGAUGGUGAUGAGUACCUUUUCAUAUUUCUGGCGAAGACGGAAAAAUGACCCACCAGUUGACGAGGUCUUGCUCAAAGGCGCGUUAUUAUAUCGUGCUGUAAUGGACUUGCAACAGCUGACGACGCUGCGUAACGAUAAACAAGCGCUCGCCACCCUGCUACAAAAAGGAGCAGUUGGCGACGAUCUAUGGACGUCCCUUAUAGAGGCUGAAAACGAACUUGGUCAAGAGUUCAGGGAUUUAGUUGCAGAAGCGAACACCUUCGGCGAUGACUGGGGUCAAUACAUAUUUUCUAAUGCUAAUGAAGUGUUACAGCAUCAAAAACUUAAAGAUCUAAAAACCGAGAUGAAAGAAGAAGGCUAG
This is a messenger RNA of Ambispora leptoticha, 402 nucleotides long. The record is from the annotation of a GenBank genome assembly. NCBI's taxonomy places the organism in Eukaryota, Fungi, Glomeromycota, Glomeromycetes, Archaeosporales, Ambisporaceae.